Messenger RNA from Pygocentrus nattereri (red-bellied piranha), 2557 nucleotides. RefSeq names its product innate immunity activator b (gene inavab). The record is from RefSeq and is a predicted model, not a curated record. The transcript has 10 exons. The coding region runs from base 315 to 2204 and encodes 629 amino acids. NCBI's taxonomy places the organism in Eukaryota, Metazoa, Chordata, Actinopteri, Characiformes, Serrasalmidae. Gene Ontology annotation, biological process: positive regulation of protein ubiquitination; adherens junction maintenance.
GAAAGCUGAUAAGAAGUAGGCUAAAUCAGGUAGAGUCAUUCUGGUUAAUGGUUGCUCUGUUGUACUGAGACUGACAGGGCGCGUGCUCACUGCACUCACUCUUUAACUGAGAGGGAGAGUCACUGAAGCUCAUUCAGAGAGACAGAGAGGGAAUGAGUGAGAGAGCUGUUACUGCUUCCUUAAAGAAACUUAAUCUGUGGAAGUGAUCUAGGCGAACAAUUUUCUCUCUUCUUUUUCUUGAAAACUUUGAACAUGGGGCUGUCAAGGACGUGAAAAUAUAGUAUUUUGACUUAAAGAACACCAGCGUGGCAAACAUGGAGGUCAAAGAGGAGAUCAGUGACACAGACAGUGGGAUUAUUCUUCAUUCUGGACCUGACAGUCCCACUACGGGGAUGAAGGAUGUGAUUACACACACUCGGGCUGUGAAGCUAAAGCGGCAGUCACUGGAGGACAGGCUGGAGCUGUGUAUUCUGGAGCUGAAAAAACUCUGUAUCAGAGAAGCUGAACUCACAGGACACUUGUCUUCAGACUACCCUCUGUUGCCUGGGGAGAAACCGCCACAGAUUCGCAGACGCAUUGGGGCAGCUUUUAAGCUAGAUGAGCAGAGCAUUCUACACAGAGGAGGAGAGGAUUCAGAGCUAUGUACGGUGGAGGCUAAGCUGGCCCUGCAGCAGCAGAUCUACGUUGCGGCCCGCAGACUGUGCCAGGAGGAGCACCUCAGCAAGGCAGUGAAGAAGAGCAGAGUGCAGCAGUGCAAGCGUGAAGAACAGAAGCUCAAGGAACUCCAAGAGGCUGUGUUCCAGCUGCGGCUUGCUCAUGGCCGUUCUUCACCGCGCCCUGGAAUGAUUCUGCCGAAGCAUCAAGCCACAUCAGAUGACAGUUCAUUGUCAGAUUCAGCAGUGUUGGAUGAAGAAGAGCUAAUGAGCCAGUCAUCCCAGCUCUCCUCUGAGCCCCCUCCUGUUGUAGACUGUCUUUCUAUUCCCCCAGGCACUUCCCAUCGUCCUCUCACGCCUACUGGCUCCUGUCCCCUACUUCAGCCACCUGACCCCAGCCCCUGUCAGCAACCCACACUGCCCCUCCAGGCUUUACACCCCUGCCACAGCCCCACAAUAGAGUUUGAGCCUGCCCCCAUCCAGAACUCCCCCUGGAAAGAAUCUAGCCUAGAUCAGCCAUACCAAAAACAGAAAAAGUCUUGUUCCAGCAGCACCAAAUCCAGUCCUGCUGUUACUCCUACAUUGCCUCCACUGAAACCCUGUUUGGAAGAGGCAGGCGUGACACUGCAGAUACCCUGUCACAAAUCGCUAAGACACACACAAUCCAGCAGUGCCCCCUCCACUCCAGAGAUGCAUCUACGCAGAGGUUAUUCACUCAGAGUUCCAAACACUGAGCCACCACAAGAGGUGGAGCGGGACAGAGGCAGAUCACAGGGGCCCAGGAGGCGACUGACAGAUGUUAAUUUGACAUCAUCAUCUCCAGAGUACUCCCCGAUGAGAUUAGCGAUGGGAAACCCAAUGUAUUACUCCAGUUCUGAGGACAGUAACUCUGAGCAUUCUUCGACUCUUUCCUAUGUCAGCUCACCAUGCCAAGAGCAUCCAGCAGAGCUACAGAGGCCAUACCAAGCACAGUAUAGAUACCACUACACCAGUCUCCCUGAUAAUUACAUUCCCCAGCCCUACAUGCCACUUGGCCACUACAAAAACUCCUCACCCCAACUUUCCUCAAGCUUCCACAGUGGAUAUGUGGAUGAAGGAAGGGGCCAUGAAAUGGACAUGAGUAGAAUGUAUAUGAGGCAUCAACCUCCACCUUCUUGCACCAAUGGCCAUUAUGAGUAUUGGUAUGAAGAGGCACCCCCACACCAGGUAUACAGGCCAGUUCCUCCGCACCUCAAGCUUUCUCGGGCCCCAUCACUCAGAGAGUACCCCCACCACCCUAGCAGGGGCCUCCCUCGCCAGGUGGUUUCAGAAGAGCUCAAGUCGUGGCACCAGAGGAGCCAGUUGCGGCCGCCCCGACCGCACUCCCUGGACAGACAUCGGCAAGGCGCAGUGCGCUUCAAAAACCUACCUGGACACGAGUCACCUCUGUCCCAGCAACACAGUUUCCAGGAACAUCAGGUACCCCAAAGACAAAUUAUCCAGAGGACUGCUGAUGGAACACCAAUCAAAUGGUACGACGAAGAAGAUGCUGAGAUUGUCAGCCAGGUGUAGGACCCCAUACCUGUGGAAAGGAAACUAGUUAACACCUGUCAAGAGUCCUAUUUAUGAUUUAAUUUAUUGAACCAUUAGAUGAAAGUGAUUUUUCCAUGGUUAUAUCUAGAUUAGUUGGGCUAAUCUUGAGCUUUUGACAUUUUUAAAUGCCUUUUCACCUAAUAAUACACUACAAUGAACUGUUUUAUACCUGAACUUCUGCUGUGAAAGACAAUGGUGUUGUUAAUAGAGUAGAUUUCUACAUUUUGUACAAUGAAAGAAAAUCUAAUUUGUUACUAAAAUGAGUUUUUAUGUGUUGUUUUCCCUUGCCAAUCUAUGUUGCUGCUUAAGCAAAUAAAAUGGAGAGGGGAUUA